Funneliformis mosseae is the source of this 264-nucleotide messenger RNA. Lineage: Eukaryota; Fungi; Glomeromycota; Glomeromycetes; Glomerales; Glomeraceae. The record is from the annotation of a GenBank genome assembly.
AUGACAUUUCUAACGAGAUGUUCAACGAGAAGGAUUGUUCAUUGGACAGAAAAAUAUAAGCGAAAUAAGUCUCCUUAUUGCUUUAAUUAUGAUGCAGAGAUUAAUAUCUCUAUCUUUAGAUCAAUCAGAUUUUACCUAUUUUGCAGAACUAAUAUUGUAUUAUCUGAAGAUGAAUUGUUAUCUUUUGCAUGGCUUAUAAGGCUAUCCCAGACAUUCAAAGUUGCAAUUGAGCAUAAGCAUAAUAAUGAAGGAAGUUCUCUUUGA